Molecule: messenger RNA, 972 nt
Organism: Dipodomys spectabilis (banner-tailed kangaroo rat)
Lineage: Eukaryota; Metazoa; Chordata; Mammalia; Rodentia; Heteromyidae
Product: taste receptor type 2 member 39-like
Exons: 1
Coding region: 1-972 (323 amino acids)
Biological process (GO): sensory perception of taste; G protein-coupled receptor signaling pathway; detection of chemical stimulus involved in sensory perception of bitter taste
Cellular component (GO): membrane
Molecular function (GO): bitter taste receptor activity; G protein-coupled receptor activity
Source: RefSeq, a predicted model, not a curated record
AUGGCUAUGUUCAGCAAGUCUACAGAGAAGGAAUUACCAUCAUUUAUCUUCAUCUCAAUUUUUGUAAUUAUAAUCAUUGAAUGCAUGGUGGGAGUCAUUGCAAAUGGAUUCAUCUUGGCUAUCCAUGUUGCUAUAUGGAUUCAGAAAAAGGCAGUUUCAACCAGUGGCAGGAUUCUGGUUUUCCUGAGUGUAUCUAGAAUAGGGCUCCACAGCUUUAUGAUACUAGAAAUUAGUUUAGUCCUUACGGUCUCGUUAUCAUUUUAUAAAGAUAAGUUAUCUAAGCUAUUCCAAGUAAGUUUCGUAUUUUUACAUUACUGUGGCCUCUGGUUUCCCGCCUGUCUCAGUUUCUUCUACUUCAUGAAGAUUGCCAGUUUCUCCUCCCCACUUUUCCUCAAGCUGAAAUGGAGACUUUCUGGAUGGAUUCCCCGGCUCCUGUGGCUCUCCGUGCUUAUCUCCUUCAGCUGCAGCAUGCUUUUCUUCAAGGACACCUACACUGUGUUGAAUAAUUAUUCUCAUGUUAUCAAUAUCUACAACUACACGAAGGAACUAAAUUAUGUUAAGACCAAUGUGGUCAGCGUGGCUCUUUUCCUGGGUGUCCUCAUUCCUCUGAUCAUCUUCGUCAUGGCAGCCACCAUGCUGAUCAUCUCUCUCAAGAGACACAUCCUGCACAUGAAAAGCAGUACAACAGGCUCAAGAGACCUUAGCAUGGAAGCCCACAUGGGGGCCAUUAAAGCAACUAGCUACUUUCUCAUUCUCUACUUUUUCAAUGCACUUACUCUAUUUCUUAUUAUAUCUAAUAUCCUUAACGCUAGUUUUUUCUGGUAUAUUUUGCUCAGAAUUGUCUUGGCUGCCUUCCCAGCUGCUCACUCAGUUCUACUGAUUCAGGGCAACCCUGGGUUAAGAAGAGCUUGGAAGAAACUUCAGUCCCAAAUUCAUCUUCAACUAAGAGCAGAUUCUGAGCUAAGCAACUAA